GGAAAAAGUUUCCCAAUUUCCUGAACACCUUCCAUUGGUUUACAUUUCGCCUGCUAUCCUGUUUUAUCUUUUAAAAAUCAAGAAAAAUAUAUAGAAAAAAAUCAAAUGAUUAUUUAAGUAGUGGUGGGGCCAAUAAAGGUCAUAAAGUGAUUAUUUUAGCGCGCUCAAGUGUAAAAUAAAGAAACGUGUGCGGUGGCGAAUUUACGCAGCCCGAAGAAAGGCCAAAAAUCAAUAAGCGUGUAAAAUUUGUAAACACGGCAAGCCCUCGACCAGCCUCUUUUGGUUUUCUCUCAGCAAAACCACCUUUUGGCCACUCCCCCAGUGAACUGUGACCGCCAGCUGCCCCAGAAGAAAAGGCAGUAAAACCGCAAAAUAAAACCCAUUAGCCGCCGAAAUGAUUACCAACUACGUGCUACCUCUUUUGCUAAUGAUUUCGGGAGCUGCCGCCACCGCCGAGCAGAUGGAGUUCCUCGAGCCACACAAUUCUUCGCCAGCGGAGCAUCGACUCAGCAAGCGUAUGGAUCUGGAGGUCUGCAUAGGGCACUUUGACGUGCACAAAAACACGAUAAUCCGAACCGGGGAAUCGCAGGCGAUUGGAGGAAAGUACCUCCAGGGCCUCGAGCUGGACACCAUCGAGGAGUGCGAGAGACUCUGCUGCGAGACGGACGCCUGCGACGUGUACAUCUUCGAGAGGAAGGCCGGAGGAUAUUGCUACCUCUUUGAGUGCGGUCCUCCGGAGGAUUUCCGCUGCAAGUUCACGCGGCACGCCAACUACACGAGUGCCGUUCUGAGUCCCCAACAAAGGCAGCCGAGCGAGUUGGCCAGCACUCCUCGACCGCAGCUGCCCCACAUUCCCAGCAACAAUGUGUCGCAGCAGGAAUGGGAGUUGAGCAACUUGAAGCUGAAACCGGAAGCGAGGGACAAGCCCACAGUUGCCACCGCCGCGGUGGUGCCUCCCACUUCUGGAGCACCGGGUGGAGUGGGUGGGCCCCAGUCGGCGGUUUACCCAGCCCAAAGUGCUCCCGCUGGGCAUUGUGGUCGCUUCCAGUUCACCUGUCACUCCGGAGAAUGUAUAGCGGUGUACAACGCCUGCGAUGGAAUUCCCCAGUGCGAGGAUGGCAGCGACGAGGGACCGGAAUGCAUCACCGUAUCGUCGACAGCCACAAAAUCGAGUAGCAGCAGCAGCAGCAAUUUGGAGCCCGUGAAGCCCAUGGUGCAGCAAUAUGUGCCUGUGCAGAACGUGCAGCAACAGUUGCAGGUCGUGGCCCAGCAGCAACAGCAACAGCAGCAACAACAACAGCAGCAGCAGCAGCAACAACGGCAGCAGCAACCCCAACAUGUCAUUGUUUUGGGUCCACCGCCACCACCUCCGCCGCCACCGCCCAUGGUGAACAAUCGGGAAGAUGCCGCCGCCUGGGCAAACCGCAAGAUGAUCGCCGAGGGACAGCAGCAACAACAACUGCAACAGCCGCCGCAGCAGCAGCAGCAGCAACAGCAACAAUUGCCACAGCAGCAAUCGCCUCAACAAAAAGCAGACAUCAUAAACACUGAUGAGCAGAGCCGCAUCUUCAGCCACAAAGGCGGUCUCCAGUUGCAGCAGCCGGCGAACGGGCAGGGGAAUCUCCAGGUUCAGGGGCAGAUGAUGCAGGGAGCAUCAACAGUUCAGGUUCAGGGCCAAUCAACACCCAUCCAAUUGCCUGGCUACGAUGCCAAUCAAGCCAUGUACGGCAUGUCGCUGCCUCGUUCCGGAAUUUAUCUCCCACAGCAGCAACAUCCGCCGCAGCAGCAACUCCAGGCAUCCGCUGGCCAGCAGCAGGUGCAAUCCAAUGGGGCGUGGAACGCACAGAGUCCUUUGGUUCCUCAGCAACAGUCGCCGGUGCAGCAGCAACCUUCGCUGACUCCGCAGCAAUCUGGUCAUGCCUACGCAGCUCCUCCAGCCAUCCAAUCUCCGCCAGCUCACCAGCAGGCCAUGCUGCCCGUCCUGAAUGCCGCUCCAUCGCCUGGAAAGAAUCAAGUUCCAUCCGUGGAUGGAGACUACGAGGAUUACGAUGAGGAGACCUACACGGAGGCUCCCAAAAAGAAGCAGCACAAGCACAAGAAAGUGAAGGCAAAGACGGCCAAGGAUCCCAUUGAACUGGCUCUGGAGCAAAACAAGCAGCAGCACCAGCAGCAGCAGGAUGGAGGAUCAGUGCCGGCUCUACCUGUUCCAGUUUCCCCGGUGCACGAGCAGUACAAGAUGAUCCGGGAGAACCUGGUAAUGGAGUUCAGGGACCACGACGGUCACUCGGAGCGACCCGGAGGAGCUGUCCUGUCGCUGACCCUUGGUCUGCUGGUCACCGCUGCUUUGGCUAUUCUCAUCGGGUGCAGGAUGCGGACGGUGAGCCGGAGGGCACGACGACUGGGCGGCAAGACGCCCUACUCCCAGGAGGCCGACUUCCUGGUCAACGGCAUGUAUCUCUAAGCAGAUGCCUACGGAUUGGAAGGGGGCUUGCCAAGAUUCUUUGUGUUGUUCCACGUGCGGGAGGGCGUGUAUAUGAUUAUGAUUAUUAGUGUAAUGAGAAACAUAUUUUAUAUAAACAAAGAUAUAUCGAAUAAAAUUAAAACUUAAAGUAUAAA
Molecule: messenger RNA, 2616 nt
Organism: Drosophila ficusphila
Lineage: Eukaryota; Metazoa; Arthropoda; Insecta; Diptera; Drosophilidae
Product: PAX-interacting protein 1
Exons: 6
Coding region: 395-2461 (688 amino acids)
Molecular function (GO): protein binding
Source: RefSeq, a predicted model, not a curated record